GCCAUAUCUCCUCAACAAGUCACAGAAGCCACUCACCUGGGGUCUCAGCAGGAACUGACAUGCCAAGGAUGAAGCUAUCUAUUGCCAUCAUAUUUUGUUUCUUGGUCCUGGGAGUUGACAGCCAAGGAUGGUUCCAGUUCAUGAAAGAAGCUGGUCAAGGGACUAGAGACAUGUGGAGAGCUUACUCUGACAUGAGAGAGGCCAACUGGAAAAACUCAGAUAAAUACUUCCAUGCACGCGGGAACUAUGAUGCUGCCCAAAGGGGACCAGGAGGAGCCUGGGCUGCUAAAGUGAUCAGUGAUGCCAGAGAGGGUAUUCAGAGAUUCACAGGACGUGGAGCAGCGGACUCAAGAGCUGACCAGUUUGCCAACGAAUGGGGCCGGAGUGGAAAAGACCCCAACCACUUCCGACCUGCUGGCCUGCCUAGUAAAUACUGAGUGUUGUCUUCAUGCUGUUCCCAGUCAUGGGUACAGAAGCACUUACUCGAUUGAGUUAGUUCCUAAACUCCGGAUCUGUAACCACCCCAAAAUGUUAAAUAAAUACUUGUGAAAUGCCA
Mesocricetus auratus (golden hamster) is the source of this 556-nucleotide messenger RNA. RefSeq names its product serum amyloid A-3 protein-like. Lineage: Eukaryota; Metazoa; Chordata; Mammalia; Rodentia; Cricetidae. The transcript has 4 exons. The coding region runs from base 60 to 437 and encodes 125 amino acids. The record is from RefSeq and is a predicted model, not a curated record. Gene Ontology annotation, cellular component: extracellular region.